This is a messenger RNA of Fonsecaea monophora, 351 nucleotides long. RefSeq lists its product as hypothetical. The transcript has a single exon. Lineage: Eukaryota; Fungi; Ascomycota; Eurotiomycetes; Chaetothyriales; Herpotrichiellaceae. The record is from RefSeq and is a predicted model, not a curated record. The coding region runs from base 1 to 351 and encodes 116 amino acids.
AUGGCUGGCCUCCUCUAUACCUAUGCAGUCACCUCGAUACGGGCCGCGAAACGGAACGCGAAGCUCCAUCGAGAAGCCGACGGCGGGCAACUUGACAUGCGACGAGAAAGCUUGCGCAGACACGGUAUGAUGGAUCCCGUGCAAGGCACAUCAGGCUACGAGCUUUUCAGAGAUGCGAGAGCCGAUGCCAAACAAGAGACGAAGUUUCUAAACGAGAACAAAGCACGGCCAUUGGGUACAGAGCAGAAGGAAGAGACUGGCACGCCGCGGACUGAGAACGAAAGUGUGCUCGAGAACUAUCGAGGCUCGGCCGCCCUGCACAAGCUGAAGGAUGGCCAAAAACGAGAAUAG